AAAAUUAUUUGGAAGGUGUUUAAUUAUACACCACUAUAAUUUUUCUCUGGUUAUAAAAAUCUAUUUUCGACCCAUAUUAUAAGUAGGAGUAGCAAAUUAAGGUCUAUAAAUACUAAUUGCCAAAGUUCACAUGAAUCAUCACUUUUCAAUUCUUUUACAACCAAAAUAAGAGAGAAAAAUGGCUUUAUCGAAGCUACUUGUGAUUAAGCUUUUCUCAUUCAUGGCACUAUUCAUCAUACCCCAUGCUGAAUCCUUUUCUCCAGGUCGGAAACUAUUCCAGUACCCACCGGCGUACUCUCCGGAGCUCCCACCGGCGUACUCUCCUACUCCGGAGCUCCCUCCGUCGUACAGUCCAACUCCGGAGCUCCCUCCGUCGUACACUCCAACUCCGGAGCUCCUUCCGCCGUACAAGCCUACUACGGACCUUCCUCCGGCCUACUAUCCUACUCCGAAUCUCCCACCAUCGUCUCCGCCAUCGUAUGCUCCUUCACCGUACGUUUCUGCUCCUCCACCAGCGCCUUGUUAAUCCAAAUUAUUGCGGCCCAUGAGAGUUCCAAUUUGGUUACAUUAUCACACAUCAAAUAAAUAAGGAUAUUGAUUUAAUACAUAUCAAAUAGAAUAAGGCUUCACUAUUUGCUAUAGAAUAAAAAGUUUGCUCGAUGAUGUUUCCCGUGCUUUCUUAUUGAUUUGCAUAAGGUUAUCUAUCUAAACUGCAGUUUAUAAUGUAUAUGAGAUCUCUCAUGUACGAAGAUUUAAAUUGAAAAGAAAAGAAAAAACAUAUCAAGAUAUGUAGUCUAGUUAAUUGUAUAUUACUGUAUU
Molecule: messenger RNA, 819 nt
Organism: Thlaspi arvense
Lineage: Eukaryota; Viridiplantae; Streptophyta; Magnoliopsida; Brassicales; Brassicaceae
Source: the annotation of a GenBank genome assembly